AGGUCCCGGCGCCCUCGGCGAUGCUCCGUCGUCCUGUCCAGGCAGCCAGGUCCCUUCCCCCGGUCCUCAGCUCGCGGGGGUCCCUCUGAGCUGCCCAUGUCAGCGUCCCCAUGGCGGGCUUGGCGGCUGCGGGCGGAAUGCGGGCACAGCGCGUCAGCAUGCAGGAGCACAUGGCCAUCGACGUGAGCCCGGGCCCCAUCCGGCCCAUCCGCCUCAUCUCCGACUACUUCCCGCACUUCUACCCCUUCGCCCAGCCCGCCCUCCACGCCACCGGCCCGCGCCCCGCCGCCCAGGCCACUCGCCCUGCACUCCAGCCACAGCUCGACCUGGAGUCCGAGGGCGACUCAGACGACAGCACUGGCCUGGGCACCCUCGAGUUCACGCUGCUUUUCGACGCAGACAACAGCGCCCUGCACUGCACGGCCCACCGUGCCAAGGGCCUCAAGCCACCCGCCUCAGGCUCCGUGGACACCUACGUCAAGGCCAAUUUGCUGCCGGGUGCCAGCAAGGCCAGCCAGCUGCGCACACGCACAGUGAGGGGCACUCGGGGACCUGUCUGGGAGGAGACUCUCACCUACCACGGUUUCACCCGCCAGGACGCCGGGCGAAAGACCCUGCGGCUGUGUGUGUGUGAGGAUCCGAGGCUGCGGCGGCGCCGGCGGGCGCCCCCCCUGGGGGAGCUGCGGGUGCCCCUGAGGAAGCUGGUGCCCAACCGUGCGCGGAGCUUCGACAUCUGUCUGGAGAAGCGAAGGCUGACCAAGAGACCCAAGAGCCUGGACGCAGCCCGUGGGAUGUCUCUGUAUGAGGAGGACAUGGAGGUGGCUGUGGAGGAGCGGGGGCGUAUACUGUUGUCACUCUGCUACAGCUCCCAGCAGGGUGGCCUGCUGGUGGGCGUGCUGCGCUGCGCCCACCUUGCCCCCAUGGACGCCAACGGCUACUCGGACCCCUUCGUCCGCCUUUUUCUGCAUCCAAAUGUGGGGAAGAAAUCGAAGUGCAAGACCAGGGUUCGGAAGAAGACCCUGAACCCCGAGUUCAACGAGGAAUUCUUCUAUGCGGGCCCCCGGGAGGAGCUGGCUCAGAAGACCCUGCUGGUGUCUGUCUGGGACUAUGACCUGGGCACAGCUGAUGACUUCAUCGGCGGGGUGCAGCUGAGCAGCCGUGCCAGUGGGGAGCGCCUGCGGCACUGGCGUGAGUGCCUGGGCCGCAGUGACCGCCGGCUGGAGCUGUGGCACCCGCUGGACGGUGCGCCCCUCCAGCUCAGCGACUAGAUCGGUCCCAGGCCUGGCCGUGCUCACCACCCCACCCCCAUAUCAGACCCUCCCAGUCUCCACAGAACUGAGAUGAGCCUGGGGCUGCCACACCUGCCUUCCUGCCCCUCUGACCCACCGUGCCUAGCCCCUGGUCAAAGGGGUGUUUCCUUCCUCCCUCCCUUUGAAACUCACCUCACCACCCAACCAUGAAGCAAAAAUAAACAGCUGCUCCAAACCAGACCAGACAGAGCCUGUCCUUUCUAUGCCAGGGGACAACCACAGCCCCUGUCCAGGGCCUCACAGGGCACGCUGGGCCCCACUCCCUCCCCACCCUGAGGCCUGUGCUGGCCAGGCCCAGGCCUGACCCCAGGCCACAGUGACAGGGAGUCCCCAGGCACAGCCCUCCCCAUGUCCCCAUUUCCCGCACCAAGGGGCGGUGCUCAGCAUGGCCUAGGGCAGACUCAUGGACCCAAGGGACUCACUCGAGACCCUGUCUGACCUAUCCUUCCCGGCUCCGACCUCUCCCUGGGAGAAGGGCCGUGGGACGACGUGGGGGACAAAGCCCGAGACUCUACAACAGGAGACAGGC
Messenger RNA from Loxodonta africana (African savanna elephant), 1839 nucleotides. Its product is annotated as double C2-like domain-containing protein gamma. The transcript is spliced from 10 exons. Gene Ontology annotation, cellular component: synapse; membrane. The coding region runs from base 111 to 1268 and encodes 385 amino acids. The record is from RefSeq and is a predicted model, not a curated record. NCBI's taxonomy places the organism in Eukaryota, Metazoa, Chordata, Mammalia, Proboscidea, Elephantidae. Gene Ontology annotation, biological process: exocytosis; spontaneous neurotransmitter secretion; regulation of calcium ion-dependent exocytosis.